AUGUCUCUCAUCGUAUCGACACUUCAGAGGACCAUCCGAGACAGACGCGCAGGAGGACGGACGUGCCUCGAGCCGCUCAAGGAUGAUGACAGGCCAGGGCUCGGACGCGGACGGAUAAUACAUCGGACGGCACAGCACAGGACAGGGCAUGGCAGAACCAUACUACGUACAGGACCACAGGGCCACAGGGCCACAGGAACGACUCUGAGAACGACUCACAAAGGAAAUGGGACCAGGACAAGCCAAGCUCGGAGAGAACGAACGUGGAUGGAUGGAUGGAUGGAUGGAUGGAUGGGGGACCAGAAGGCGCCCUGUCACCUUUUCUCCUUCCGCUGCCACGCUGCCAUAGCCGCAUCCCAUCCCUCAAGCAUCAGCAUGUUCGGUAUCCUUGCCUUCCUUCACCUACCUACCAAUAUUCGUACGCUAUUACUUGGUACUCCGUUCGGAUACCACAGUGAGUUGCCUUCUUACCCGUCGUCCGACAUACCUUGCCCUGCAGCGGUCUCCGAGGGCGGCACCUCACGUACGGAUACCGUGGUCCUUGCCCCAUGCCAAUGGUAA
Messenger RNA from Colletotrichum abscissum, 561 nucleotides. RefSeq lists its product as uncharacterized. Lineage: Eukaryota; Fungi; Ascomycota; Sordariomycetes; Glomerellales; Glomerellaceae. Bases 1 to 561 code for a protein of 186 amino acids. The record is from RefSeq and is a predicted model, not a curated record. The transcript has 2 exons.